AUGUCUAGCGUUCGCCUCUUCAAGAAAAGUGUCGAUCUUGUCGCCGCGAGGGCAGCCGCCUUCAACGCACCCCGCGCCUCUAUCGGCUCCACAGUUUUGCGGCGCGAGCUCUCCUCCGCGCUGCGGGCAGCUCCCCGGACACCGGCCACCAGAAUCACUGUACGAGCUGUGAUUCCGCAGGUGAGGAAUCAGGCUGCCCGGUAUGCUUCUAGCUCCAGCGAGCCGCUGGCGAAGACCCAGCUGUAUGACCUGCACCAGGCGCAUGGCGCCAAGAUGGUGCCCUUUGCCGGAUACUCGAUGCCACUUCAGUAUGCGGACUUGAGCCAUGUCGAGAGCCACGCGUGGACUCGCGAGAAGGCCAGUCUGUUCGACGUGAGCCACAUGGUUCAGCACCAACUUAGCGGCCCCGGCGCCCUCGAGCUGCUGAUGAAGGUGAGCCCUUCGUCGCUCGACAAGCUCGCUCCAAACACCUCGACCCUGUCCUGCCUUCUGGAGCAAGGAACUGGCGGUAUUAUCGAUGACACCGUCAUCACCCGCCGCGGCGAGGAUUCCUUCUACUUUGUCACCAACGCCGGCCGCCGCGCCGAGGACCUGGCCUUCCUGGGGGCUGAAAUCGACGCCUACCGCUCCCGACAUGGCAUGGACAGCAUCAAAUGGGAUAUCCUUGAGGACCGCGCGCUGGUCGCGCUGCAGGGCCCGCUCGCCGCCAGCGCUCUCCAGCCCCUCAUCAACACCUCCGCCUCCACCGCCUCCACCGACCUGAGCACCCUGUACUUUGGCCAGUGCCGCGAGCUGUACAUCACCCUGGCCGACGGCUCGGCCUCGCCUUCACCACUCCUCAUCUCCCGCACUGGCUACACUGGCGAGGACGGCUUCGAGAUCUCCAUUCCCACUUCCGGGGCCGCAGACCUUCCCGAGCAGGUUGUCAACCUCCUCCUCAAGGACAGCAACACCGUUCGUCUUGCCGGUCUGGCUGCGCGUGACUCCCUCCGCCUCGAGGCCGGCAUGUGUCUGUACGGCCACGAUAUCUCCACUGCCCAGACUCCCCCUGACGCCGCCUUGGGCUGGGUCGUCGGCCGUGACCGCCGCGACGCUGCGACUGCUACCUUCAACGGCGCCUCCGUCAUCCUUCCCCAGGUCGCUAGCCCCAAGACUCUGAAGCAGCGCCGGGUCGGUCUUACUGUCGAGAAGGGCUCUCCUGCCCGUGAGGGCGCCAUCGUCGUCGACCUCGCUGACCCCGCGAACCCCGUCGAGGUCGGUGUUGUCACCUCCGGCUUGCCCAGCCCCUCGCUCGGCGGCAUCAACAUCGCCAUGGCUUAUGUGAAGAACGGUUUCCACAAGAAGGGCACUGAACUUGGCGUCAAGGUGCGGAACAAGGUGCGCAAGGCUACUGUUGUGGGUAUGCCCUGGAUCGAGAGCAAGUUCCACCGGCCGUCCUAG
Molecule: messenger RNA, 1440 nt
Organism: Penicillium canariense
Lineage: Eukaryota; Fungi; Ascomycota; Eurotiomycetes; Eurotiales; Aspergillaceae
Product: glycine decarboxylase subunit T
Exons: 2
Coding region: 1-1440 (479 amino acids)
Biological process (GO): glycine catabolic process
Cellular component (GO): mitochondrion
Molecular function (GO): aminomethyltransferase activity; protein binding
Source: RefSeq, a predicted model, not a curated record